AAUGAAGAACGACGUUCGCGGCUGUGACAAGCACACAACGUUCGUGACAAGUCGCGUACUAGACGCGCAGAUCCUUGGUCUCAGCCCCGCCUCAGAGUCCAGACGCGCCACAGCCACGUAUACGAAUAUUACAGCUUAUUCGGGUUCGUGCCUUGGGUUAUCUUUAGAGUCUCGCGGCACUGUGUCAUGCGCUAGAUUCCACAUCGCAAAUACCACAGCACUGAGCAGCCCGGAUACUAUAAUCUGCAGCUUACACUAGGAAGAAACGUUGAGUCGCACUGGUUGAAAAUUUCUAUUCGGUGCACAGUGCCACUGUAAUGACGCUCUGUUACACGACGACGAAGGUCGUCAUCCAACAUCCUCGAGAGAAAGGCGUGCAUCUAACUGGGAUCUUGGAGCAUUUGGUAACGCCGCCGUCGCCUGAUCGUAAUCUCGAAACUGGACGGGAACGCAAAUUGGCUUUGAUUGUUCAUGGUGUCCUAGGGCAUAAGGAUUAUUUGUACCAGAAACGCCUUGCACGACGCUUGCCGUUUCACUCAUUUCGCUUUGACUUUCGUGGGAAUCACGAAUCCAGUGGAGAGUCAGGUUCCAUUUGGACCGACGUUGCAGACCUACAGCUUGUUUAUGACUAUGUGACAAGGAAACUUGGAUACGCGAUCGAUCUUAUUGUUGCACAUUCGCGAGGGGCGAUUACUUCCUUCAUUUGGAUGUGCACUUCAGCGGAUGCCGUCAACGUUGGUGGAUUUAUUAACGUGUCCGGCCGAUGUCGAAUGAAGAAGCUCUACGAUAUCAUGGAUGACGAGCAGAGGGCCAUGCUAGCCAAUCAAGGCUUUUAUUACAUGAAUGGCAUCGUUGCAGGGAAGGAAACGUGGCGACGGUUCCAGUGGGGUGUCAAUGUCCAGCCUUACUCCGGUAGCACUGCUAACUUCGCUGCCCUCACUGCGCUCCUCCAUCCUCAGGACCGUCUCAUGGGUCUCGGUCUACCUGACGGUGGCCACUUGGUUCACGGUUACUACACUGCCAAAAAGAAGAUGACUGCAUCUUCAAUCUACUUCCAAUCCCUCCCUUACGGCAUUGACCCCGCGACCCAGCUCAUUGACCACAAUGGCAUCAAGUCGUCGGCUAAGAUCUACAAACCCCGUCUCAUCAUCUGUGACAUCGCUCACAUCGGUGGUCUCGUUGCUGCUGGUGAACAGGCAAAUCCCUUCGAAUAUUGCGAUGUUGUCACCACCACUAGUCACGAGACCCUUCGUGGUCCUCGUGCCGGUUUGAUCUUCUUCAAGAAGACUGGUGAGAAGGCCAAAGACCUCGAGAAGCGUGUCAACGAUGCUGUCUUCCCCGCCUGCCGGGGUGGUCCCCACAACAACGCCAUUGCUGGUAUCGCCACUGCUCUUCUCCAGGCAAGCCAGCCAACAUGGAAAGCAUAUGCCAAGCAAGUCAUUGCCAACGCGAAGACCCUCGGUGAAGAGCUCGUGGCUACAAGCUCCAGACGCAGGGUACUGACAACCAUCUUGUCCUCUGGGAUCUCCGGCCCCUCGGUUUCACCGGUAGCAAACUCGAGAAGCUUUGCGACCUUGUUGGCAUCACAAUCAACAAAAACGCUGUUUCUGGUGACGCUUUCGCUCAAGUCCCCGGUGGUAUCCGUCUCGAUUGUCGCUGACUUCCUCCACCGUGCCGUUCAAUUUGCCCUUGUUCUGCAAAAGGAAGCGGGCAGUAAGCUACUUAAGGACUUCGUCCGUGUUGCUACUGUUGAACAGGAGGGCAAGGAGGGCGCUCAAAUGGUCAAGCAGCUCGGUCGUGAGGUCCGUGAGUUCGCUCGAAGAUGGCCGCUUCCUGGCGUCGAUGUCUCGACGUUGCAGAGGCCUGCUGGUAUUGAGGAGGACGAGUAAGCGUUGCGCGUGUCGUCCAUCUAUGCCAGAUGUCGUAGGCGUGUGGUUCACUCAUUCUGAUGUCUUCUUGCUUUCGUUUUGGUGGUCUUGGAGGGAUACACCCUUUUUUUUUGUUCUGGUGGAGUAGAGUGACUCAACGUCAUAGGUUCAACCGUUCAACUGUGCUCUUCGUAGAUGUAAAAUUAGUCGGACAUUCAACAUAGUCUGGCCCUACCCUGGAUGUUCAACAGCCAUCUAGAGCCGUAUCAUAGUCUGUAUUCAUAGCUAGCCCAUAUACUCACGGU
This is a messenger RNA of Somion occarium, 2173 nucleotides long. Lineage: Eukaryota; Fungi; Basidiomycota; Agaricomycetes; Polyporales; Cerrenaceae. The record is from the annotation of a GenBank genome assembly.